This is a messenger RNA of Lathyrus sativus (Indian pea), 1035 nucleotides long. Lineage: Eukaryota; Viridiplantae; Streptophyta; Magnoliopsida; Fabales; Fabaceae. The record is from the annotation of a GenBank genome assembly.
AUGAAUUUAAUUUCUUUCAAUGUUAGAGGUUGUUGUAGUUCCAUCAAGAGAAGGAGAUUAACUCAAAUUAUUCAGAGAGGAAAUGCCGAUAUUUUCCUUAUUCAGGAAACCAAGGUUAUCAAGAUGGAGGAUGGUAUAGUUUUCAGCAUGUGGAGGAAUUUUGAUUUGGAUUGGUCAGCUCAGAACUCUGGUGGAAUUCUAACCAUGUGGAAUACUGUCAGAAUCUCUGCUUGUUUUAGUUUUAAUGGGAAAGGAUUCUUAGGUCUAAACUUUGUUUGGAAUAACCAUAGCUUGAUGGUGAUCAACGUUUACGCUCCUUGUGGAUCAGCUGAUAAGAGGAAGCUUUGGAGAGAUUUGAUUAAAAUUAAGAACAAUUACCCUGAUGUUGGUUGGAUCGUGGGAUGGGAUUUUAAUGCGGUGAAAAAUAGGGAGGAAAGGAAGGGCCUAAGUGGUUAUAACAGCAGGGAUAUAAAGGAGUUAUGUGAUUUCAUUGAGGAAAUGAAUUUGGUGGAUCUACCGGUGUUUGGAAGCUGUUUCACUUGGUUCAACUCUAACGGUAAGAGCAAAAGUAGGCUGGAUAGAGUUUUGGUUGAUGAUAGGGUUAUAUCUUUGUUUACUCUGAAGAAUCAAGUGGCGGGGGAUAGAGACAUAUCGGAUCAUCGACCGGUGUGGUUGAAGUCCAAUUUCAUCAAUUGGGGACCAAAACCUUUUAGGACUUUCAACUGUUGGUUCUACCACAAGGAUUUCAUCACGUUCGUUAUGAAAUUGUGGCGCUCUUACCGAUUUACAGGUUCUUUCUGCAGCAUCCUUUCUAAGAAAUUUCAAGCUCUUAAAUCAGACCUUAGGAUAUGGAAUCUCAAAGUGUUUGGUUGGCUGGAUUUAAACAUAGAGGAUAAUAUCUCUAAGUUCAACAAGCUGGAACUGGAAUUAGAUGAGGAGUCUAAUCUGCAAUCUACUGAUCUGGACAGAGAGAAACUGCGAUACCAGGAGGAAAUAUGGAAGAAUAUACGGAUCAAAGAAAUCAUGAUAUCCUAA